AUGUCUCUGCUUCAUGUGCCAAAUGAACUUCUGCAGCUUAUCGCAGAGGAGCUGGAACUGGUGAGCGAUGUAAAUGCUUUCGUUCGAACAAACACCCGCCUUUAUCGUCUCUUAAAUUCAUAUCUUUAUCUCUACGAUGUCCAGAAGCUUGGGAGUUCGGCAUUAUUGUGGGCUACGAAGCACGGGCAAGAGGCGACAGCUCGAAAAUCACUUCAAGGAGGAGCUCAUAUUGAGACAAUGUUUGAAGCAAAUCGAACUCCACUGGCACUAGCAGCAGAAAAUGGACAUGAUGGUGUGGUUAAGCUGCUGCUCGCCACAAAGGGUGUUAACCCUGAUUGCAUGGAUCGUUACAAACGGACGCCACUGUCAUUAGCGGCUGGGAAGGGACAUGAUACAGUCGUCAAUAUGUUGCUCGACAUAAGAACCGUCGACCCAGACUCUAGGGAUUAUCAAGGACAGACACCCCUGUCGUGGGCAGCAGAAUACGGACAUGAAGCGGUAGUCAAGCUGCUGCUUAGGACAGAGGGCGUCAACCCAAACUCCAGGGAUUAUAAUAGACGUACACCUCUGCUGCUCGCUGCACGGAGCGGAUGCGAGGCAGUGGUUAAAUUAAUGCUUGCCACAGACAGCGUUGAUCCAGAGUGCAGGGACUCUCUCGGAUGGACGCCGCUAGCGUCGGCGGCACAUAAUGGACAUGAGCUAGUGGUCAGACUGCUGCUCGCUACCAAACGUGUUGACCCAGAUUCCAACAACUAUCUAAAGCAGACUCCCCUCUCUUUGGCAGCACAAAGUGGACAGGAGGCGAUGGUCAGGCUAUUGCUAGCUACGGAGGGUGUCAACCCAGAAAGCAAGGAUUCUGACGGACAGACGCCGCUGUCGCGAGCGGUAAAGAAUGGGCGUGAGGUGGUGGUCAAGUUACUUCAGAUACAUAGGCCGCCUGGUCAACAUACUUUCAAGCACUAG
Messenger RNA from Penicillium coprophilum, 963 nucleotides. RefSeq names its product ankyrin repeat domain-containing protein. The transcript has a single exon. The record is from RefSeq and is a predicted model, not a curated record. Bases 1 to 963 code for a protein of 320 amino acids. Gene Ontology annotation, molecular function: protein binding. NCBI's taxonomy places the organism in Eukaryota, Fungi, Ascomycota, Eurotiomycetes, Eurotiales, Aspergillaceae.